Messenger RNA from Dioszegia hungarica, 414 nucleotides. Its product is annotated as vacuolar protein sorting 55. The record is from RefSeq and is a predicted model, not a curated record. Lineage: Eukaryota; Fungi; Basidiomycota; Tremellomycetes; Tremellales; Bulleribasidiaceae. The transcript is spliced from 3 exons. The coding region runs from base 1 to 414 and encodes 137 amino acids. Gene Ontology annotation, cellular component: endosome; Vps55/Vps68 complex. Gene Ontology annotation, biological process: late endosome to vacuole transport via multivesicular body sorting pathway.
AUGCCGCUUACCAACUCGCCGGGUCACACGCUGACCUUCCCAGCGGUCAUACUCCUCGCUUUCGUCCUAGCGGCAGGCUUCUUACUGGUAAUACUGUCGUGUGCGCUCUGGGCCAAUUGGUUGCCAUUAUUCGUCGCUCUCACCUUCAUCCUCGCUCCUGUUCCAAAUGCGAUCUGCGCCCGGAGAGCUGGGAUGGAUGACUUCUCCGAGGGGAACUCAGCAUAUAUAGAUUUCGGACGAUUCGUGACCGGCAUGCUGGUUACGACCGGCCUUUCCCUCCCCCUCCUCCUCGCUCAUUCCGAGCUCAUUCAGCCCGCAGCAUGCUGGAUGUCCAUAGCCGGCGGCGGCUUGGUUUAUGGCACGAUAUUGGUAUACUCAGGAUGGUUCGGCGGGGGCGGAGACGACGAGUUCUAG